Molecule: messenger RNA, 737 nt
Organism: Panonychus citri (citrus red mite)
Lineage: Eukaryota; Metazoa; Arthropoda; Arachnida; Trombidiformes; Tetranychidae
Product: histidine-rich glycoprotein-like
Exons: 4
Coding region: 141-707 (188 amino acids)
Source: RefSeq, a predicted model, not a curated record
UAAUCAAUUCAUAAAUGAAAUAUUCAAACAACAAUUAAGUCAAAAGAAAUUAAAUUUCUGAAUAAAUUAUUUAAUUAAAAGUUUAUUAAAAGGCUUUGAGAUUGUAAACAUUUCUCAUUUUGAACAAUUAACUUGAAUGGAUGACAAUUAACUGUUUAAAAUCAGUAACAAUGAACUACUCAAACUGUGAUUUAUCAAUUGUGAUCUUAAUUGUUGGACAAUGUUUAGUUAAUUGUUUCGCUAAUCACUGGUACUUUCCGUUAGAUGGCAAACAAUUAAAUGUUGAUCAAUCAAAUGCUCUGAUUCAAUCAGAACCUGUUCAUAUAACUCAUUUGUGGCAUCAUCAUCGUCAUGAUCAUUAUCAUCAUCAUCAUCACAAUCAUCGUCAUAAAAAUAAUCACAAGCACAAUCACGAUCAUAAACAUGGCCACCAACACCGACACCGAUCAAAAAGUUUACACAAACAUUUACACAAAUCUUCUCAUCGACAUAAACAUUUACACCGGUCAAAAGUACUGACCAAAAGCCGUCACGAUCAUCGACAUAAUCAUCGGCAUAAGGGAGAUACUAAUUAUCAUCAUAUUCACUCCUAUCAUCAAGUUAAUCAUGACAAUCAGAAAUUAAAUCAUCACCGCAAGGAGCAAUUUAAAUUAUCAUCAACACUGGACAGUGACGAUAAAGAUUUUCAAUUGGAUUCAUUUUGGUGAUUAAAUUAACAACUUUCAAAAGACAAACAA